AUGCGCUCUCUACGCGCCGUUAUCGCGACAGCCAUCACGGGAGAGGCGCCGGCUAAUCUGGGUGAUCUGGGGGAUUGGGAGCAGUCUCUCGACGGCUUCGACCCAGAGGGCGACAGUGGGUCAGUGUACGUCUGGCCACCGUGCUACCUGGUUGAAGCCUACGAGAUGCUUGCUGACAGUGAGAUACCUGACAUAGACCCCAAUGUCGCCAGCGGCGUGCGCUUCUUUGCUGACAGCUUGCGGCAGCUGAUUGAGGCCGACGAGGGCUCGGGGAAGCAGUGGGAGGGGGUCUGCGCUGCAGCCUUCAUUCAGCGGAUGCUUGAGAGCCAUUUUCUGUCGGAGGGCCUCAUCACACAAGGCAAGCUCACUCCUGGAGCCGAGGAGCUUGUACUAGAGGCCGUGCUGGAGGUAUGGAUGAAUGGAGGAUGGACAAUGACUGCAACACUUCUGUGUAUAUGUAAACAUAUGUACUUCGCUGUUUGGUAGGGCUGCCGAUUUGGCGGCGUUUUUCAGCCCCGUUCGGAUGACCUCAUCAAGAAGGACAACUCCGCCGACUUCGAGCGCCUUCGCGAGAGGUUUCUGCGGUGGUUGGAGAUCGGGGACAGGCCAGCUCUCAAGAAGGGCCGUACGGCUUUCUUCGUGAAGCCGAAAAUCGCCCUCUUCCCCAAAUACGACUUUUUUAUCUUCAUUGUGGAAGACGGCACGGUCGUGGACAUCUACGGCUACCAGUGCACGACGAGCCCUAGUAAGACGCCUGACAGCACGGAGACGGACGCAGAGUCCGACUUUGCGAACCAGUCAUUUUGGCUCAUUGGCAAGGCCGGAGAUGACAGGAAGGAGUCGCGGGGGUGGACCAUUCCUUCUCAAGAUGCGUUCGGGUGUGUGGCUGGCUUCUCGCUGCGUCACACAUGCCCUCCCUCCCUGCUGUUCGACGUAAACAAGUUGGACUGAGGACAACCUGGCGCACGUACCUGGUGGACAGACAGUCGUAGGGAGAGAGGCGUGUGCGGUGCAGGGGGGCCCUUGUGUGUGUGUGUGAAGGUUCUUACGUGGAAGCUGGCAUCUCAAAAGUCAUAUGUCGUUUGUUUGCUGCCCCUGCGCUCACAGUGAGUGAGACGAGCACACUGGUCUUAUGCCUAUAGCCAACCCAGUGUCUCUGUAGUAGAUUUUCCACUCAGCAUUCAGCAUUAGGAUUGGCAAUUGGGAGGCGAGAGGGGACACCCAUUGGGUGUGUGUGUGUGCGGAUUUCCUUUCGUUUUCUGCAUGUUCUUUGUGAAUUGACCGCAUCGACCGGACCUGCAUCCAUUCAGACGGUCUUCCAUUGGCUUCAAUUGGUCAUGCCACGCUGU
Molecule: messenger RNA, 1349 nt
Organism: Vitrella brassicaformis
Lineage: Eukaryota; Vitrellaceae
Source: the annotation of a GenBank genome assembly